AUGGCAGCACCUGGUGAUCGAAACUCGACUAGCUUGCGUGCUAUUUUAACCCAAGCGAAGCCACAAAUCUCUUGCAUGAAAUAUACAGCAUCCAAGAAUACUAUAGGCCGGUGGCCAUUACCGAAGCAUCAUGGGAUCGCUGAAUGGAGCGAGUUCAACCUUGAAUCCCUUGUUGAGAGUUACGGCCAUAUUCUUAACCGGGAAGGUCCUGGAGGCAUCCCAGCCGCAGAUCUGCCGAAUAACAAAAUCGAGAUUUCCAGAGUCAACCAUAUUCGGCUUCUGAUCGAAUGGAAUAGCCGUGUAAUCGACAUGGCCCAAAAAUUUACAAAAGAAAGCCUUGGCAUCGACACAGGCGUCUCCCUCCUGAACGAUGUCACUACUCGCGACGGGUCAGCCCGGGCCAGAAUCAGAACGGCACCCGCAAAGGGGGCACCCACUGUCGAUCACGUUAUUGCACUUGACGAUCACCCGUUGACGAAUCUCGUAGUGGGCCUCGUGAAAUCCCACAGCAGAUUUCCGGCGAGCGUGGUGGUCGAUGAUUCUCAUCUCACAACGACAGAUCAGAUGUGGGCGCUGGGACAACUUGCCAACUUAUGUCACACUGCGAAGACUCGAUACGGUUACAUCAUGACAGAUCACGCACUCGUCGCGUGCCGUUGCACCAUAUUUGAGGAUCCCACCUACCGCUUUGGCAGGUUCAAAGUCGCUCUUGUGCCGGUGCCAUGGUCCAAAAGAGGCCCGGAACAGCUCACGACGGAUCUCGCGCUGUGGUGGCUCUGUAUGCUGGCUGCCUCAGCCCCCCACAACCGGUCGACCCUCGAGCAUGAAAUGGUGCCGAUCAACAAGUGGGAAGUCAAAUACUAUGACGAUGGGCGCGGCUGGGUGCGUCGCCACAAAUACUCGGGUUACGAGGAGCCUACCGAAGCCCCGUCUCCUCCACCCUACGAGACACCGGCGCCUGACGAUGUGGCCGGUAAUGCCGCUCUUUUCAUGGCCGCAGUAGGAGGACUCAACGUGCAAGAGGAUUUCGACCCCAAUCCCCCUCCCAUCCCAGGCCAACCAGCCGACCUUGCGCAAUCUUACCAGCACAAUCCCACCGACGUCGUUGUUGCGUAUGACGGGCAAGGCUUGAGUUUUGAUGCUGCGAAUGAGGGGCUUUUGAACUUCGAUGUUGCGAAUGAGGGGCAGGACUAUUUCUUCAACUUCGAUGCUGCGAAUGAGGGAGAGGACUUUGACUUCAACAUUUGA
This is a messenger RNA of Metarhizium brunneum ARSEF 3297, 1248 nucleotides long. RefSeq lists its product as uncharacterized. NCBI's taxonomy places the organism in Eukaryota, Fungi, Ascomycota, Sordariomycetes, Hypocreales, Clavicipitaceae. The record is from RefSeq and is a predicted model, not a curated record.